This is a messenger RNA of Acanthosepion pharaonis, 1122 nucleotides long. The record is from the annotation of a GenBank genome assembly. Lineage: Eukaryota; Metazoa; Mollusca; Cephalopoda; Sepiida; Sepiidae.
AUGAGGUAUGAUUGUUUUCUUUCUUUCUACCUUUCUUUCUACCUUUCUUUCUUUCUUUCUUUCUUUCUACCUUUCUUUCUUUCUUUCUUUCUUUCUUUCUUUCUACCUUUCUACCUUUCUUUCUACAUUUCUUUCUUUCUUUCUUUCUACCUUUCUUUCUUUCUUUCUACCUUUCUUUCUACUAUGUUUUUUUCAUCCUUUUUUAUUUUCUUUUUUUAUCUUUUACUAUUUUCCUUUCCUUCUUAUUAUCUUUUACUUUUACUAUAUUUCAUUCUGUUUUACUAUUUUUCUUUCUUUUUACUCUUUCUUCCAUUUUUACUAUCUUCCUUUCUUUUUUUUAACUAUCAUUCUUUUUACUAUAUAUCUUUCAUUUUUAAUAUCUUUCUUUCUUUCCUUCCUUACAUUUUACUAUCUUUCUUUUUUCCUUUUUACUACCUUUCUUUCGUUUUACUAUCUUUCUUUUUUUACUUUGUUUUUCAUUCUUUCAUUAAUUCUUUCUUUCUUUUUACUGUCUUUCCUUCUUUCUUUCUCUUUUUUACCACCUUUCUUUCUUUUUAUUAUCUUUCUUUCUUUUUUACUAUCUUUCUUUCAUUAAUUCAUUCUUUCUUUUUACUAUCUUUCUUUUUUACUUUCUUUUUCUUUCUUUCAUUAAUUCUUUCUUUCUUUUUUACUUUCUUUUUCUUUCUUUCUUUUUUACUUUCUUUUUCUUUCUUUCUUUUUUACUUUCUUUUUCUUUCUUUCAUUAAUUCUUACUUUCUUUUUUACUUUCUUUUUCUUUCUUUCAUUAAUUCUUUCUUUUUUACUUUCUUUUUCUUUCUUUCUUUUUUACUUUCUUUUUCUUUCUUUUUAAUUCUUUUUUCUUUUUCCAUUCUUUUUCUUUCUUUCUUUUUUUUUUUUUCUUUUUUCUUUCUUUCUUUUUUUCUUUCUUUUUCUUUUUUUCUUUUUUUCUUUUUUACUUUUUUUUCUUUCUUUAAUUCUUUUUUUUUUUCUUUCUUUUUUUUUACUUUCUUUUUCUUUCUUUCAUUUUCUUUCUUUUUACUUUUUUUUCUUUCUUUUCUUUCUUUCAUUUUUAUUUCUUUUCUUUCUUUUUUUUUUUUUUUUUUCUUUUUUUUCUUUAAUUAA